CCGAAGCAUCCAGCGCGGCGGGGGCUGGUCUGCGGGCCGGGAGCUGCGGGCUGCCUCCCUUCAUCGCGGAGCGGGGCGGCGCGCAAUGCACCGGGCGGGAGGAGGGAGCCGCCGCCGCCGCCGCCGCUGCCGCCUGGGCGCCGUGUGAGCUCCCCGCUCCAUGGCGCUGCCGUGCGGGCUGGGGCAGCGCGGCACGGGCUGAGCGGCCUCGUCCCCUCCGCCCGCCUCGCGCCGCCGAGUGGAUCCGGGCGGGGAGGGAGCGCGGGGCUGCCUGGAUGCCUUUGUCCCUCCGGCGGGGGGCUCGGCCGGGGAAGGGGGCGACGGGGCCGGCCGGCCGGGACCCCCGCUCCGGGGUCCGCCGCCGCUGCUGCCUGGUCCCGGGGCCGCUGCCCGCCCUGCGCUCGCCGGCGCUGCCCGACACGUGCCCCAGCCCCGGGGCGCUGCUCCCGCCCGGCGUCUAGCCCCGCCCGGCGGGGACGGUCCCGUGCGGAGCCCGGCGGCGGUGCCGUGCGGCCGGCCCGGGCCGGUAAUGCGGCCUCCAGGAUGCUGUGGUUCCCGGUGAAGAAGAUCCGCAAGCAGUUCAAGCUGCUGCUGCUGCUGGUGCUGCUCACCCUGGCCGCGUGGUUCACCUACCUGCACAUCAGCCUGGUGCGCCAGGGCAAGGCGCUGCGCCUGCACUUCGCCUACGGCCGAGAUGGCGAGAGGCUGGGUGAGGUGACAGAUGCUGGCAGGCGUGUGGCCGGGGCCCGGGCAGCGGCUCAGCAGAGAAAGGCCGAGGACUCCAGCGAGAGCCGGGAGGAUGAGCAGAUGCAGGGCGAAGGGCAGGGCUUUGAUGGCUGGCUCUCCAGAGGCCCAGGGGCGGAUGGAGCCGGGAGGCCUCCCAGGCUGAACGUGACCAAGCGUGUUCUGCCAUGGAACGAGCAGUACAAGGGGAAGGCGAACCUUCACGUCUUUGAGGACUGGUGCGGAGGGGCCGUGAGGCACCUGAGGAAGAACCUGCACUUCCCACUCUUUCCCCACGCCCGCACCACGGUGAAGAAGCUGGCUGUGUCGCCCAAGUGGAAGAACUACGGGCUGCGGAUCUUUGGGUACAUCCACCCCUUCAAGGAUGGGGACUUCCAAUUUUCCGUAGCGUCGGACGACAACUCGGAGUUCUGGCUCAGCUCUGAUGAGAUCCCAGCCAAUGCCCGGCUGGUGGCAUUUGUGGGCAAGCUGGGCUCCGAGUGGACGGCUCCAGGGGAAUUCACCAAGUUCAGCUCUCAAGUCUCCAAACCUAUCCGCCUCAUGUCCUCCAGACGCUAUUACUUUGAGCUCCUCCACAAGCAGGAUGACCGCGGGUCGGACCACGUGGAAGUAGGCUGGCGAGUGUUCCUUCCUAGCCUGAAGUUCGAGGUGAUCGACUCCCCCUUCAUCUCUCUCUACACAGACGAGUCCCCUCUGAAGAUGAACCACGUGGCUCACAUCCCCCAGUCCCUCGCCAGCCACGCCGGGAGCUACCUGUGGGAGGCACAGAGGGACGAGCACGGGGCCGACAUGCUCAAACCUGACCCCAGAGACACCUUCUUCCUCACUCCCCAGAUCGAGGCAUCCCGCGUGGAGAACGUGCUGGUGCCCUGCGCCUACAGCCCCACCUACGUGGUGAAGGACUUCCCUAUCGCCCGCUACCAGGGCCUGCAGUUCGUCUACCUCUCGUUCGUGUACCCCAACGACUUCACCCGCCUCACCCACAUGGAGACGGAGAACAAGUGCUUCUACAGAGAGUCCCCCCUCUACCUGGAGAAGUUUGGCUUCUACAAGUAUAUGAAGAUGGAUGAGGAAGAGGAGGAUCCUCGCCGGAGAGCCUUUCUCUUCCUGAACUCGGACAAUUUCCUGGAAGAGGAGGAGGAAGGAGCAGACAGUCCUGAGCCCACAGACCCGCCUCCCGACGCCAAGGAGAAGAGCCCCAGGGGGCCGAGCCCACCCCAGGGCACUGGGACCAAAGGCAAAGAAAUCCCUCUCGCUGCAAGGGAUUACGGGGGCGACGUAGACUACUAUGCUUUCCGCCACCAGCAACAGCCAGUUCAUGAUGAGGGUGCUGCGCCAGGGCAGCCACAAACCCAGGACGUACGCAACCGGGCCAGCCGCAGCUCCGCGGUCACAGCCAGGGAUUCCCAGGGCUAUGAGAACACUCCCCCUUUACGAGAGCAGGCCCUGGUACGGGGGCGCUCCCUCAGCUGGGUGCUCAAGGAGCCGGAACAGGCCAAAGCCGGGGAGGAAGACGAGCUGGGGCUGCUGGCACCGUCAAGGAGGGGCAGUGUCCUAAACCGCCAACCCCACCUCUCUGUGCCCAUCUUUGGGGGCAAAGCAAAGCCACAGGGCCCAAGCAGGCUCCUGGUGCCCGUGGAGGAGAAGAAGGCUAAGAAGGAGGCCAAGAAGCCCCAUGAGAAGGUGUAUGUGACCCGGCUGCAGCCUGGCAAGCGCAAGGCCCCAGUGCAGGAGGCCACCUUCCCCAGUGUCUUCCUCUACCCUAAGCCACUCAGGAGGGUGCACCUGAACUCGAGGGCCCCCCAGAGGCGCUCCGCCCCCUCCACCAAGCUCCGCACCGUCCCUGGCCACAGGGUGCCCUGGCUCCCGAGCAACAGCUCCAGGGAGACGUAUCCCUCCAAGAGGAAGAGCCCCAGGGCCAGCAGCAGGAAGUGGGAGCAGCUGUACAGGCAAGAGGACCCCAAGGCUGUGAGCGAGCGGAGGACACGGCCCAGCGUACAGCCGCCACCAGCCGAGGGGCUGUUCGGCAAGGAGGCCCUGGAGGUCCCCACCGCCACCCCAGUCAGGACUGCGGCAGCGGGUGCCCUGGAUUACAACUCCUCGGAGGCGGCCCUGUCAGCCGGGGUGCGGGUGACGUCCUUCCUGAGGAUGUCGGAGGUGACUGCGUUGCAGCAGGAGGUCCCGGGCAAGGCCCAGGAGGAGGAGGAGGAGGAGCUGUCGGACUAUAGCUACGAAAACUCGGAGCUGCAGCCGAGCUGGCUGGAGGACUCCAUCAACUGGCAGAGGACGUUCAGCGUCAGCUCGGUGGACUUUGAGCUCCUGCGCUCCGACUGGAAUGACCUGCGCUGUAACGUCUCGGGCAACCUGCAGCUGAGCGAGAGCGAGGUGGUGGAUGUGGUGGCCCAGUACAUGGAGAAACUCAACGAGAAGAAUGGGGGGAUCUACACCCUGCUGCGCAUAGUCAACGUGGAGAAGCGGCGAGACACAGCGCGGGGGAACCGCUACCUGCUGGAGCUGGAGCUGCUGGAGCGGGGCCAGAGGACCGUGCGGCUCUCGGAGUACGUCUACGUCCUGCUGCACCAGGGCAGGCCGGACGACAGCACCAAGGCCAACCCCGAGGGGCCCGCGCCCCUGGCCACAGAGCCCCAGCCCAGCCCCUGGAGCCUGCUCUACGGGAAGCCCAUCCUGUGCCAACCCCUGCGGCUCAGCUGGAGGCAGGACGUCAUGGUGCACUUCGUGGUGCCAGUGAAGAACCAGGCGCGCUGGGUUCAGCAGUUCAUCGCGGACAUGGCCGGCCUCUACUGGGACACCAAGGACACCAACUUCAAUGUCAUCCUGGUGGACUUUGAGAGUGAGGAUAUGGAUGUGGAGAAGGCGCUGCAGGAAGCCCGGCUGCCUCGGUACCAGUACUUGAAGCGCACGGGGAACUUCGAGCGCUCGGCAGGGCUGCAGGCUGGGGUGGACUCCAUCGAGGAUGGGCGCAGCAUCGUGUUCCUGUGCGACCUGCACAUCCACUUCCCCCUCAACAUCCUGGACAGCAUCCGCAAGCACUGCGUGGAGGGCAAGCUGGCCUACGCGCCCAUCGUCAUGAGGCUGGGCUGCGGGAGCUCUCCGCGGGACCCCAAUGGCUACUGGGAGGUGAAUGGGUUCGGCCUCUUUGGGAUCUACAAGUCGGACUUUGACCGCGUCGGGGGCAUGAACACGGAGGAGUUCCGAGACCGCUGGGGCGGGGAGGACUGGGAGCUGCUGGACAGGGUGCUGCAGAGCGGGCUGGAGGUGGAGCGCUUGCGCCUCAGGAACUUUUACCAUUACUACCACUCCAAACGCGGCAUGUGGAACGCCCGCAGCAAGAAGGCGCCCAAGGACUAGGGCCUGGGCCCUGCUGCCAGCCACGCCCAGGGCUCCUCUGCACCCCGGGGCGGGAUGAGGCUGUUCAGCAAAGCCAGCUGCCUCGGCUCUGCCCCCUGGAGCCCACGCAGUUGUGGGAGUCGUCUCCAGGCCGCUGGCGGUGCCUCUAGACGCUGCGAUGGAGCGAGAGGCCCUCGGAGCUGGGGAUUUCUCCAGAGCUCUCUAAACAAACCGCAGUUACUUUGGGAGGGGGGUGGGGGGGAGAUUGUGAUUUUUCUUAAGGCUUCUAAUUUCUUAGUGAGAAACCAGUUUAUUAACUCAUUAGCACUGAGGGUCAGGGAUCCUGUCAGAGGGAGGGAGCAACCAGCCCCUCACGCUGCUCCCAGCCCCUCAGGGAGCGGGGCAGUAAAACAAGGCCUGGAGCAAACCCUACCGCUCAGCUGCCAUGCUGGGGCGGGAGGGGAGGAGGCAGCAGCCCCAGUCCAGCUGCCCUAGGAACCGACCCAGGAUCCAUCCCCUGGAGAGGAGGUGGAGAAGGUGCUUAUCAGCCUGGCAGCCAGGUUUCCCUCCUGGGCCAGGCUCCCCGGGGCCAGCCCUGGUAAGCGACGCUGGGGAGGUGCCCAGGUUCACAGGGGGGCAGCAUGAGUCGCCGCGAGCGUCCACGCACCCCUCUUUGGUGUGGCCGGGAGAGGCAGAGCUCCCUGUUCCGUAGCGGGGCCGGGAGGCAAACACACAGGGCACGUACUGUCCGUGCAGGGCUCCCUAGGGAGACGGGAACCUUGCUGGGUACUGGAGGACAUGCCUCCGCGGUGGCUCGUUGGGCGAACAUACUGCUUUGGGGAGGUCUGGGGGCAGGCGAGGGGCGGAUCUGUGAGCAGGGCCUUGCAGCUCGCCGGCCCCGUGCCCUGUCGCACUCAGAAGGGGAGGAGUGAGCGAGGGGGUUAGUAUGAUGCCGGUGCCUCAUGGCUCGCUGCCCCGUAACCUUCAGAGGCGGCUGCUGUGCCCUAUGGGCCCCAAGCUCUCCAGUCAGGAAAUCCCCCGGCCCCAGAUCUGCAGUCAGCACACAGGUGGGAUGCGACAACCCGGGCGGCUCCUGAAGCCGUUGGUGAGGUGGGCCCGAGGCAGAGCCGGGCAGAGCGGCUAAUCCAGGCUCACCGUGCCUAGAUGCCCAGCAGCUGGGAGCUGUGCCACCCUGGCUGGAGCCCAGAUCCACUCAACGGGCAUCUCCUCAUGAAUCUGGCUGGGAGGGGCGUCCUCAGCGCACCCCCGGGGGCAGCGUGGGAGAUGAGCUACAAACCCACCUCUGUCCCCUUCUCUUCCAUCCACGUCCAAAGGGCUCGUGUCCCACAGCUCAGCCCUUCUCGAGCACAGUGAGACGCUGCGGUUCCUGGGGGUGAGCCAGACAGCAGCUCAGGCUCAGGGCGCUGCUUCCUGGGCCUGGUCGCGCUUGAGGGGGGAGGGAAUGGGCUGGUAAAUGCGGCGCCCCGGAGAGAUUCCUUGCCAAGCCAUCCACUGCCUUCAGCCUCCCUCCCUCCCGCGCCAGGUCCCUGCUGGCCUGGUGCAGCGUGAAACCCGCUGCUGGCCCCUCCGCCAGGGAAGGGAGGAGGGGCCGGGUGGCAGGGAGCUCUGCUAUGGGCGAAGGAGGUGGGGGGGGCGGGGGAAGGACACAGGGAUGAAGCGCAGCCCCGGAGAGGCCGAACACUCUGCUACUUGGUGAACCUGAGCAAAGGCUAAUGUCCCAAUCCCAGCCCCGGUGUGGGGCUGGGGGGAGCAGCCAGCUGCCCAGCGCAGGCUCACGGUCGUGGCAGGGUGGGGCUGGCCGCAUGACGCCUGCAGGAGGCUCACAUGUUGUUGACAUUCCCGGUGCAGCCCCUGGGGAGGGCUGGUCGGAGCCCGCUCCCCCAGGGGCUGAGACAUCCCCCCUGGGGAGGGCCCAAGGCAGGAAUCGGAGCAGGGAGGGCGAGCAAUGUUUCCAAGCUAAUUUCUGUGAAAUUAUGAGGUAGGAAGCUGUUUUCAGGAGGUUGUCUGUUUUGUUUUUUAUUAUUAAAAAAUAAAAGGAAUGUCUUGGUUGGGA
Messenger RNA from Chelonia mydas (Green sea turtle), 6166 nucleotides. RefSeq names its product beta-1,4-N-acetyl-galactosaminyltransferase 4 (gene B4GALNT4). Gene Ontology annotation, cellular component: Golgi cisterna membrane. Gene Ontology annotation, molecular function: acetylgalactosaminyltransferase activity. NCBI's taxonomy places the organism in Eukaryota, Metazoa, Chordata, Testudines, Cheloniidae. The transcript has 20 exons. Bases 544 to 4113 code for a protein of 1189 amino acids. The record is from RefSeq and is a predicted model, not a curated record.